Messenger RNA from Equus quagga, 2243 nucleotides. RefSeq names its product translocase of outer mitochondrial membrane 40 like (gene TOMM40L). The record is from RefSeq and is a predicted model, not a curated record. Gene Ontology annotation, cellular component: mitochondrial outer membrane translocase complex; mitochondrial outer membrane. The transcript is spliced from 9 exons. Lineage: Eukaryota; Metazoa; Chordata; Mammalia; Perissodactyla; Equidae. The coding region runs from base 765 to 1532 and encodes 255 amino acids. Gene Ontology annotation, molecular function: transmembrane protein transporter activity. Gene Ontology annotation, biological process: protein import into mitochondrial matrix.
GAGCCUAGGAACGACAUGAACCAGGGUUCGAAAGAAGUCUUCACAGUCGUUUCCUCUGCCACUCUGCGCAAAAAGCAAGUCUCCAGGCUAUAUGGUGGAUAGAGCCUCAGUGGCCCAAGCACCAAGAUGCUCCCUCUAGUGUCUUGUAUGCUCACAGGUUUUUCCUGACCUUGGAGAGGCCGGCGAUCUAAGGCCAUCUACUACAGUAAAGCUAAGGAGCUUCCAAUCAAGUCCCGCCUGCCUCUGCAGUGCCGGGGUUAGAGCUCUGUGGACGUAAGGUCUGCCGCUAGUUUGCUUCCUCCUCUUCCAUUGGCCCCUGGGAGAUGGAGGCAGCUUUUUUUUUACCGAUUGGGCGGGGCCCAAUCAAGGGAGGGUCGGGUCUUUGAUAUCUUUUUUUGCCCGGUUCCAAGAUGGCGUUAAUGACCACGCUGGGAAUUCAGCGUGAAGCUGCAGUUCUGCCAUUACUCAAGAUGGCUGCCCCCAUCAAGAUGACCGGGGUGUGCUGGGGGGAAAGCGGUAGCAUGAUGGUUUGAGACGGUCUAGCGUCGGACAAUGUGGAAGUUUCUGGGACUGGGGAGCCGGAUGAUGGGGGGUGGGGCCCGUGGGGGAUAGCGGGAGCAAUAGCGUCCUUUCCCAGGCUAACCCCGGCCCAUCCCCUGUCUUCUGUACUGAAAUGGGGAACACGUUGGGCCUGGCACCGAUGGGGGCUUUGCCCCGCCGGAGUCCGCGUCGAGAGGAACCUCUGCCCAACCCUGGGAGCUUCGAUGAGCUGCACCGGCUAUGCAAAGGUGGCUCACACCGUGCACAUGAGUGCUCUGGGCUUGCCCGGCUACCACCUCCAUGCAGCCUAUGCUGGGGACUGGCAACUUAGCCCCACGGAGGUGUUCCCCACAGUGGUAGGGGAUAUGGACAGCAGCGGCAGCCUCAACGCCCAGGUCCUGCUCCUCUUGGCAGAGCGACUGCGAGCCAAGGCUGUCUUCCAGACGCAGCAGGCCAAGUUCCUGACUUGGCAGUUUGAUGGCGAGUAUCGGGGAGAUGACUACACAGCCACUCUGACCCUAGGAAAUCCUGACCUGAUUGGGGAAUCAGUGAUCAUGGUCGCUCACUUCCUGCAGAGCCUCACUCAUCGGCUGGUGCUAGGAGGAGAGCUAGUUUAUCACCGGCGGCCAGGCGAAGAGGGGGCCAUCUUGACCCUGGCUGGGAAGUACUCUGCUGUACACUGGGUAGCUACGUUGAAUGUGGGAUCAGGUGGGGCCCAUGCAAGUUAUUACCACAGGGCAAAUGAACAGGUUCAGGUUGGAGUGGAGUUUGAGGCGAACACAAGGCUACAAGACACAACCUUCUCCUUUGGUUACCACCUGACUCUGCCCCAGGCCAACAUGGUGUUUAGAGGCUUGGUGGAUAGUAACUGGUGUGUGGGUGCUGUGCUGGAGAAGAAGAUGCCCCCGCUGCCCGUCACUCUAGCCCUCGGAGCCUUCCUCAACCACUGGCGUAACAGAUUCCAUUGUGGCUUCAGCAUCACUGUGGGCUGAGGUUGUCCCAGAGUCAGCCACCACAGCAGUGGAAUCUCUGAGUCAGGUGCCCUAGGGCCAGAGACUAGGCCUCUUUCCAGAGCCCACCUUGCUGGGUCACCUCUAGGUCCCAGGAGCAGAGUGGGGGACAGGACCAUGCCCUCCUCAGAACUGGAGCUGUCACAGGGGCAGCUGAUGAGGCAAUGGUUUGAGGCUCCCACCUCUGCCACCAGCCUGGUAUCAUCUUCCCAUGCUCUUGUGGCUCUAAAGACUAAAGGAGAAGGAUUAAGGGGUAUGUCUGGGUGAAUUGUCUCUCCUCACUCCCCCCUUCUUCAUUCUCCCUAUGGAUUAAAGCUCCUAGCCUCUUCCUCUUCAGAGCAGAAAAUUCGGCAUGGGAUUACCUCCCCAUUUUGUUUUCCAUCCCAGAGACUCCCAAGACUGGGAAAAAAGGGCUGAAGGGCUAAAUCUUUGACCUCAGAAAGUGGGGCCCACCCAUUCCCAGAAGGAGCUUCUUUACCUCUUAGCCCUGAGGCUUCCUCCUUCCCCAUCUUCUGUGCUUCCAGAGAACAACUUUGUCCCCAAGGUCACCCUCUCUCCCCCGAUGACUGCAUGAAGAGGCAGUUAUUACUUUAGUCUUUCAUUGCAACCACUGGGCUUCCUUUCUACAAAUCCCAACCUCUGGUCCCAGCAUUUCCCCCUUUCCAGUCCAGUGUGUUCAGAUGGGCUGGGGAA